Messenger RNA from Penicillium macrosclerotiorum, 1113 nucleotides. RefSeq lists its product as uncharacterized. The transcript has a single exon. The record is from RefSeq and is a predicted model, not a curated record. Bases 1 to 1113 code for a protein of 370 amino acids. NCBI's taxonomy places the organism in Eukaryota, Fungi, Ascomycota, Eurotiomycetes, Eurotiales, Aspergillaceae. Gene Ontology annotation, cellular component: cytoplasm.
AUGCAGUGUCUCGCCAACGAUACCGUUUAUCAAAUAUUAAUAAAUCUCACCAAAGAUGAGGCAACUUCCUUCCGAAAUACUAUCGAGAAAACGCUCGAAGACUUUUCUAUGGGCAGCGAGGGCCAGUACCAGCCUGAGCCUAGUGCCAUCAGUCGACCCAAUGGUCAAAGGACUCUCUUUCGAGGUUUUACCUCCGAUGCGAGCGUCGGUGCGAAGAUCAUUGUUGAGCCUGCGCCCGUGCAUAAUGGAAAAAAGGAAGCUCUACAUGGCAUUUUGAUCCUGAUGGACGGAAAUGGAAACCCCACUAGUGUUCUAGGUGCUGAGGAAGUGACUGGCUAUCGCACUUCUAUGAAUGUCAUGGUGCCCUUCUCCUGGAGGAAACAUGUUGACAGUAUUAUCAUUUUUGGGUGUGGAGUGCAAGCCUUAUGGCAUGCUCGCCUCAUUUUGACUCUUAGAGGUUCUGAAGUCAAGACCAUCACUUUUGCGAAUCGUUCCAGAUACAAAUUCGAUGAAUUGAUCGAAACGCUGUCUCGUGAAAACAAGACCCGUUGGAUGUCAGGCUGCUCUUUUCAUCAUAUCGAUACCACUGCAACCGAUUUUCAACAGCAGAUCAAGACUUGUCUGAACGAAGUUGACUGCAUCUUCUGCACCACUCCUUCUCAAAAGGCUCUUUUCCCCGCUGACUACUUAACUCGAAGGAGUAGGAACGGGCAGCGCCAGCCUUUCAUUUCAGCUGCUGGUUCCUGGCAGUCAGAUAUGAUGGAGCUCGAUCCCGCAUUGUUGCACCAUGCUAUAGCCACUGAAGGCGGUUAUAACCCCGUUAAUGGCAACGCCCAUGGUGUCGUGCUUGUGGAUGACCGAAAUUAUUCUCUUUACAAUUCAGGAGAGGUGGUUCAGAGUAAAAUCGCCGCAAGAGACAUGGUUGAAUUGGGGGAGAUAGUUUCUCUAAGAAGCGGAAAAACCAAGCCUCUCAACAACCAGCACAUUGAGCUGACAAAUCGGUUUAUUUCACAGGGCUUCGUUGUCUACAAAAGCAUCGGGGUCAGUCUCACUGAUUUGACGGCAGCAAAUGCCAUUGUAGCACUCAGAAAGAAGAAACAGAGCCAGUUUUAA